GGGACUAAAUGACAGCAAUCUCAAUUGAACCCUCUGUGGCCCUUCUACUAAAACAGAGAAUGCCUCACAACAGUAGCCCCGUAACCAAACCAUUCCUGGCAUCUCCUCGGCCCCUGGCUACCUAUGAGCGUGGGCGCGAUCUCUGCACUUUUGUGUCAACGGCAGCAACCCAUGUCAUGCGGACCCUCCAGAGACCUUGCCGGAGCAAGCCAAGGAAGAGGAAAGUGAAUCACCGGAGGUUCCUACAGAACCAGAUAUUCAGGAGUUUUUCAGAUAUUGAAGCUGCUACUCGCCGCCUGGCCUCCUCCAUCCUUUCCCAGGAAGCUUGUGUGGCUCCUGCACCAAUCCAGCAAAGGGCCCCCGCUCGACCCCGCACACUCCUAGUACCCCCAAUUGUCAGUUCUUUCUCAGGCAUUGCCGAAGCCUUCGUGGCUCCUGACCCAAGCCCUGGCUGGGCUUUGUCUCUUGAUGCCCUGACCUCUGACCCUGAUGAACUUUUUGAACCCAUCACCAGAGAGACAGAGCCAGCAGCAGCCCACAGCUGGGAACCUCUCAGCCUGGAUCGAGGAUCGACCUUGGUAGGGUGGGCUGCACCUUCCCACGUGCCACAUCCUCUUACAGGUUCUGCAACCUGUGUGGAGCCUAUGGUCUAUCCCUCUGUUGCAGCUGACUGUUGCAGCCCUGCCUUGGAGGUGGGGUCCUUUGUCAUUCCAGACCAUGACACCUAUAUGCCUUUGUUGGAUUUGGAAAUGUGGUGA
This is a messenger RNA of Sceloporus undulatus (fence lizard), 758 nucleotides long. RefSeq names its product chromosome 6 C19orf85 homolog (gene C6H19orf85). Bases 9 to 758 code for a protein of 249 amino acids. The record is from RefSeq and is a predicted model, not a curated record. NCBI's taxonomy places the organism in Eukaryota, Metazoa, Chordata, Lepidosauria, Squamata, Phrynosomatidae. The transcript has 2 exons.